Neoarthrinium moseri is the source of this 1878-nucleotide messenger RNA. RefSeq lists its product as uncharacterized. The coding region runs from base 1 to 1878 and encodes 625 amino acids. The record is from RefSeq and is a predicted model, not a curated record. The transcript is spliced from 4 exons. Gene Ontology annotation, biological process: proteolysis. Gene Ontology annotation, molecular function: tripeptidyl-peptidase activity; serine-type endopeptidase activity. Lineage: Eukaryota; Fungi; Ascomycota; Sordariomycetes; Amphisphaeriales; Apiosporaceae.
AUGAGACGACCCGCGCUUCUAGGUGCGGCCUUGCUGCUGCUCGAAUCGACCGCAGUGAGCAAAAACCUCGUCGUGGAGUCUCUGCUCAGCGCACCGGAUGGAUGGCUCAAGGUGAAGAACGCCGAUACAUCGCAGACGAUCCGACUUCGAAUAGCUCUUGAGCAACCAAAUAUCACAAACGGCAAGUUUGAGCAGACUUUGUACGGUCUGUCAACACCGGAUCAUUCUCUCUAUGGUCAGCAUCUAUCACGGGAGGAGUUGAGAGCUUUGGUACAGCCGCGUGCGGAGUCAACAGAGGUAGUCAUCAACUGGCUUCUGUCGGCUGGUGUUGAGACCUCUGAUAUCGAAACAUCUGAGGAGUGGCUCAUCUUCAAGACAUCAGUCGCAAAAGCACAGCGCUUGCUAGAUGCCGACUUUGGCGUCUAUAACUACGCAGGCACCGAGGCCACGAGAAUUCGGACUUUGCAGUACUCAGUGCCCGAGGAGAUCAAGUCUCAUAUUACCAUGAUCCAACCCACCACGAUAUUCGGUCGAUUGCAGCGUCACAACAGCCAAGUCCUCAAGGUAGAGGAAUCACCAUUCACAGUUCACGAAUUAGCGAGCGAACCAGAUGCCGUGGCAUAUUGCAAAUACUACAUGAACCCAGCUUGUCUGCGGAUCCUGUAUCGCAUCGGCAACCAUACUGCGGACCCAAGCGUCAAGACAAGCAUUGGAGUCAGCGGGUUCCUCGAGCAAUAUGCCAAGUAUGACGCUCUCGAAACAUUCCUCGGCAGGUUUGCUAAGUAUGCCAAGAACCAGACAUUCACAACAGCUCUGAUCAAUGGAGGUCAGAACAACCAGACCGAUAUGGUCCACGACGACGUCGAGGCGAACCUCGAUAUGCAGUACGUCGCAGCCUUGAGCUACAACACCGAUAUUCGCUUCUACUCGACAGGAGGCCGUGGGCCGCUGAUUCCGGACCUGGACCAACCGUAUCUGUCGCAAAACAGCGAUGAGCCGUACUUGGAGCUGGUGACAUACCUCCUCGCCCUGCCAGAUGAGGACCUUCCCACGACACUCACUACAUCGUAUGGCGAUAACGAGCGAGAGAUUCCUUUAGUCUAUGCCCGCAAGGUCUGCGAGAUGUUUGGGCAACUUGGAGCAAGAGGCGUCAGUGUUUUGUUCAGCUCAGGAGAUACUGGGCCAGGCAGUGCCUGCCAAACCAACGACGGCACCAAGACCAAGCGCUUCACGCCUAUGUUUCCCGGCGCGUGUCCGUACAUCACUUCAGUGGGCGGCACAACAUCGACGCGGCCCGAGACGGCCGUGUCGUUCUCGUCGGGCGGCUUCUCGGACUACUUCGCGCGGCCCGCGUACCAGGACGGCCACGUGCCCGCCUACCUGUCGCAGCUGGGCGCCGACGUCUUCGCCGGCCUGUACAAUACGUCGGGCCGCGGGUUCCCGGACGUCAGCGCGCAGGGCAGCGGGUACCAGGUGGUGACGCAGGGCCAGGUGACCAGCGUGGCGGGGACGUCGGCGAGCGCGCCGGCGUUCGCGGCGCUCGUCGGGCUCGUCAACAACGCCCUCGUCGCCAGCGGCCGCGCGCCCCUCGGCUUCCUCAACCCCUGGCUCUACGGCACCGUGGCCGCGGCCGGCGGCCUGACGGACAUCACCGAGGGCGGCAGCAGGGGCUGCGGGCCCAGCAGCCAGUACUCGGGCAUGCCCACGCCCGAGAUCGCGGGCGCCGGCUGGAACGCCACGGUCGGCUGGGACCCCGUCACGGGUCUCGGCACGCCGUUGUUCGACAAGCUGUUGAGUCUGGCGCUGGCGAAUUCGACGGCGGCUAGAGGUGCGAGAGCUGAUGGUGCAAACAUGUCUAGGAGGUCGAUCUGGACUUAG